Molecule: messenger RNA, 176 nt
Organism: Amoebophrya sp. A120
Lineage: Eukaryota; Dinophyceae; Syndiniales; Amoebophryaceae
Source: the annotation of a GenBank genome assembly
GGAGGAAGGAUCCUUCGUAGAUUUGAAUCUUCAUCGGUCAAGAUCUGUCAUCGGUGCAGCAGCACAAGGAUCGCUUUUUUUGCAUACUUAUUUCCUGUGGGUCGUGCGUCAUGCUCAAGCUCAACAUUUCUGGGGGGACGAAUCGAAGCACUCAUGAUCAUCUGCAUCCGGGUGGG